CGUUUUAAUAGAUAUCAAAUAGUAAAGUGAGAAAUACAGAAUGAAAUCGUUUCUCGUAGUGUUUCUUGUUGUUAUUGCAGCGGCUUUUGCUGACGAAAAAGAAUUUGUCGCCGAAUUUAAAGCACUCAUAAAAGAUGUUGGGACGAAAUGUUUAAGCGAAGUUGGAGCUACAAACGAUGAUUUAGAUUCUUUAAUAAUGAAGAAAGAAAUCCCAACGAAACACGAAGGAAUGUGUCUUAUUUUGUGCAUGCAUAAACAUUGGGGAAUUCAAACAGCCGAUGGUAAAAUGGAUUUAGAAGCUGGACUUAAAUCUAUAGCCCCACUAAAAGAAUUUGAUGCCGAUGCUUACUCUAAAGCAACAACUGUUUUUAAAACUUGUCACGAAAAAGUUAAGGAAGAUAGUGAUCCUUGUGUUACCGCUACUCAUAUGGCUAAAUGUGGCAAAGAAGAAAGCGAAAAAUUAGGACUCCACGAAAAUUAUGACAUUUAAAACUAAAAAAUCCGAUUUAUUGUUAUUAAACUGUUAUUUAGAUCAUACUUUUUUAGAUCGAUUUUUGAUAGAUGUAAAACGUUUUUAAUUAAAUGUUAUAAAGCAGUACA
Onthophagus taurus is the source of this 600-nucleotide messenger RNA. RefSeq names its product general odorant-binding protein 28a-like. The record is from RefSeq and is a predicted model, not a curated record. Gene Ontology annotation, molecular function: odorant binding. NCBI's taxonomy places the organism in Eukaryota, Metazoa, Arthropoda, Insecta, Coleoptera, Scarabaeidae. Gene Ontology annotation, biological process: sensory perception of smell.